Messenger RNA from Larimichthys crocea (large yellow croaker), 1210 nucleotides. RefSeq names its product single-pass membrane protein with coiled-coil domains 4 (gene smco4). Lineage: Eukaryota; Metazoa; Chordata; Actinopteri; Sciaenidae. The record is from RefSeq and is a predicted model, not a curated record. The transcript has 2 exons. The coding region runs from base 247 to 426 and encodes 59 amino acids.
CCGGAAGUUUGUUUGUCUUCCUGCUAGCAAACUUCACUGCAGCGCAAACCCGACUGCCACGUCGAACUCCUUGAGGAACAGCAGGCUUCUAACUUACUGUACUUUGUGCUGUAACAAAGCUGACGUCUAGAAUUGUUGGAGAAACACUGGAAGAAGCUACCAAAACAUUUAUCACCGUGGAACUGUUCACAACUCUGACUCUCUGUUCCUGUGGACGCAGUGAAACUGAGUGGUCGUGUAGACAUCAUGAGGCAGCUCAAAGGCAAACCCAAGAAAGAAACAUCCAAAGAUAAGAAGGAGCGUAAGCAGGCAAUGCAGGAAGCCCGACAGCAGGUAGCCACUGUAGUACUGCCUACACUGGCUGUAAUAGUGCUGCUCAUCGUCGUCUUUGUCUAUGUGGCCACCAGGCCUGAUGCUAUCGAGUAGACAUUCAAGUGCUGCUGACAAGACAUGAACUCCCAAACUGACAGGGGUUUGACAGACUGACAAUGGCUAUACCCAAAGGAUUACCCUCCAUCAUGUGUCAACCAUCCCUCUGUAGGCCAGUGACUGGCCUACCAUUUGUCUUAAUGAAAGCCUCCUCCAUUUGUGUUUGUUUGCUUUAAGCAGGAUUCAAGCUGCAGAAUGUAGAAAUCAAACUGAGUGAGAACAGUUGCUCCUUUGUGCCUUCAGAUGAAUGAAGAUGACAUCCAUUUAAUCUUGUUCAUUUCAGACUAGCAGAUGGAUUCAUGUUGAUGUCUAAUAAAUGAUGCAAUAUCAUGCAUACCAAAGAUCUUGUGUACAGCUUACCAAGUUUGCCCAGUGGUGUUAAAAAAUGAAUGCUCAGAAACAGUUUUCCUAUUGUUACUUGGUCUCAGAUAUGUACCAUUCUUUGAACAGCACUCACACCUGUUUGUAUAAACGAUAAGUAUGAGAAGGAUUUUAGGAAAAACAAGGAUUAAGUUUGCUUCUAUCUUGUGGCCACAGCUGAAUACAAUUCUAAAGUAUCUUAUUGAAUGUAAUUCUAGAAUGUGUUCUCUUCAAACCAGUAUGUUCAAAUACACCUGAAAUUCUUUAUCUUUCAUGUGAAUGUUCCUCCUGUCUGUUUCCAUUAAGUUAUUGACAACCAUGCCUUUGAAUCACUCAUGGCAUCUGUGCAGAUGUAACAAGGUGCCUUAACUGAUCAAUCAGCAACUGUAUUAUUUCAGUUCAAUAAAUGAUUUUUUUUAAA